Molecule: messenger RNA, 207 nt
Organism: Penicillium chermesinum
Lineage: Eukaryota; Fungi; Ascomycota; Eurotiomycetes; Eurotiales; Aspergillaceae
Exons: 1
Coding region: 1-207 (68 amino acids)
Source: RefSeq, a predicted model, not a curated record
AUGGCGCUGCGAUACUCUGCGGUCUCAGCAGCCCCCAUACCUCCGGACUCAGUCAUCAUCAUCAACGGCCCCGAACCAGGGUUUACACAAGAGCCCAACAAGAGACAGAAGGAGAGCAAAAAACAGCUCAAAUGGGAAAUAUUAGACGAAAAGAAGAUAAAUCAAGAAAAACAGAUCAAUAUUACCAGCGGUUCUACAAAACACUGA